This is a messenger RNA of Trematosphaeria pertusa, 771 nucleotides long. Its product is annotated as polysaccharide lyase family 3 protein. Lineage: Eukaryota; Fungi; Ascomycota; Dothideomycetes; Pleosporales; Trematosphaeriaceae. The coding region runs from base 1 to 771 and encodes 256 amino acids. Gene Ontology annotation, cellular component: extracellular region. The transcript has 2 exons. Gene Ontology annotation, biological process: pectin catabolic process. The record is from RefSeq and is a predicted model, not a curated record. Gene Ontology annotation, molecular function: pectate lyase activity.
AUGAAGGUCUCAGUCGCUGCUUCCAUCCUGGCUCUUGCCGCCUCCACCGCUGCGUCUCCUGCGGCCCAAACCCCGAAAGACUUCUUCAACCUCCUGAAGCGCGCCACGCUGCCCGUUCCCACAUCCCAGGGCACCGUCACCUACGAUGCAGCCGAAACCAUCUCCGGCACCUUCGACGGUGGCAUGAAGACCUACGGCCGUGGCGUCGAGUGCACCGGCCAAGACGAGGGCGGUGAUUCUGACGCCGUUUUCAUCCUCGAGGACGGCGCGACGCUCAAGAACGCUAUUAUCGGCGCGGAUCAGAUCGAGGGCGUGCACUGCGAGGGGUCUUGCACAAUCGAGAACGUGUGGUGGGUUGCCGUGUGCGAGGACGCCCUCUCCCUGAAAGGCGACGGCGACGGCACCGUCUCCGGCGGCGGAGCCCAAGGCGCCUCCGACAAAGUAAUCCAGCACAAUGGCGCGGGCACUGUGACUAUCGACGGCUUCACCGUCAUGGACUUCGGCAAGCUGUACCGCUCGUGCGGCAACUGCAAGAACAGCGUCGAGCGCCACGUCGUCAUCACGAACGUCAGCGCCUACAACGGCAAGGUGCUGGCAGGAAUAAACUCUAACUUUGGCGACGAUGCGACGAUUAGUGCGACGUGCGCUACGGAUGUCAGCACUAUCUGUCAGGAGUUCGAGGGUACUACGCCCGGCAACGAGCCUGAGGAGAUCGGGGAGGGGCCGAGUGAUGCGUGUAUUUAUACCGAGAGCGAGAUUGCUGCUUGCUAG